AUGUCUGUAUCAGCUGUUUCAACUACUUCAACUCAGAUUUCUACCGCUUAUCAGAUUUCUACUGCUAAUAAAAGAAAGUUUGAGUUUGACUCUCAUAGUGGCUGUAACAGCAAGAGGCAUACUUUGGCUCGUCCAAAUAAUAUGAAUAUAAAUAUAGUAGACGUUAAUGAAGUUUUUAGACAACUUAGAUUGGCAAGAUAUGGAGAAGGGUCGUUCGACAAAUUUAGAGACUGGAAGGAUACAAACUUGUGGAAGGAUUUGUUAAGAGUUUUGAUUGAACAGCGUCAUUUACCUAUAAAUUUGGGGUCAUUAUUUUUCGUUGUCUCCGAUUAUGCCAGAAGUUAUGCUAUGGACCCACAUAUGGAAUGGCUUACCGAUGAAUCUUUGAAGAGAGACGUUGCGGCAGUGUUUAAAUUGGAGCCCUUGGCUGACCAAAAGGGCUGCCUAUCAAUUGAGCAGCUCGAAGUAGUAAUGCAAAAUAUGAAAAACACUGGAUUGCUGGUCAGUGAUGAACAAGUUGGUGAAACCAGUUUCAACUCGGACGGAAGGAGUGGGGGAAAGAAUCCUGUCAAGAGAUUGAGAGGAAGGUCAUCAACAUCAUCAGGUGAGAGGAGACUCAAAUGUUCUGAAAAUUUUGAAGAACUAGGUAACAUCUUGCAACUUACAUUAGUGUACAGGGAUGCUUGUCAUGCAUUAUUUUUUAUUUCUAAACAACUCAAUGUGCUUGGCAUGUUGCUAAUGAUUGUAGUUUUUAUUUUUAUAUAA
This is a messenger RNA of Vicia faba (fava bean), 765 nucleotides long. NCBI's taxonomy places the organism in Eukaryota, Viridiplantae, Streptophyta, Magnoliopsida, Fabales, Fabaceae. The record is from the annotation of a GenBank genome assembly.